GCCGUUCUCACCCGCGAGGACCCUUUCUUCCUCCCGGACCCAAGAAGACUGUGCUCAAAAUCUCGCCAACCUAACCUCCGGGCCACCAUCGCCAUCACCAUCGCUCCUUCCAAAAUCCCCAUCCAGCCGAGCAUUCGGAUUGCCAUUCCUUUGUCCGCUUCGCCCAAAAGUUAAAGCGGCGGCGGCGUGCCGUUGUCCGCUUCUCCGCCAGUUCCGUUCCACCUGUGCUCCAUCAGCCCAUCCCUCUUCUUGGCUGGCUUCAAGAAAAGACCGGUUCUGGCUCUGGCUCUGGAUCCUCCGCUUUCCCAACCGCCUGGCUGAAGUUCUUGCGGGGGCGAGGCAGCUUGUUUGGGCGGAGGCAAGAGGCGAUUCAGAAUUUCAGCUGCUGGGACUGGGAGGCCUGCACUGCAAAGAUCCAGUUCGCGGUGGAUGGAGCGAUGCUGCGGGUGUGCUUGAUAAGGUUCUUGCUUGCCUGAUAAGCAAGGUUUCUUUCUGGUGGCUCCUCCUCCUGCCGACCAAGACACAGAAAAUCUAAGCCUGUUCACACCUUCUAUUGCUUCAAUUUCCGAGUGCUCUUGCUGCCUGAGAUGACAUCAGUUUUGAGGGACUGCAUGCCUUGGACUCUGGAAGAGAUUCAUCAUCUCUACUCUCUUCAGCUGUUCUAGCUCCCCCCUUUUCCUUGCUGGCUGGCUGCAUCUUUGUUCAAUUCAGGGUUCUUGUGUCCCUGUAGCCCCAGUUUCUGUUUGGAUUCAUCAUGGGCACCACUACCGGGCAAAAGACAGCUCUGCUCCUUCUUGGGACCCUCUGGGUUCUUCUUGGUACCUGCAAUGCUGCUGAAUUCUCCCCUGCAGACAACUACCUCAUCAACUGCGGCUCCACGGUCGACGCUAAUCUCCACGAUGGGAGGGUCUUCAAAGCAGACAAUUCCGGCUCGACUAUAUUGACAUCACAUCACAGCGUCCCUGCAAACACCUUGCCGGAUGCAGUCAUAAGUUCUGACAAUCCUGUGCUGUAUCAAACUGCAAGGAUAUUCAUUGUGCCGUCGUCCUACUCCUUCAACAUGAAGAGCCGUGGCCGGCAUUUUGUCCGGCUACACUUCUUCGGUUUCAGAUACCAGAGCUAUGAUCUUGCCGCGGCAAAGUUCAAAGUGUCCACCCAGCAUGUUGUGUUACUGGACAAUUUCACUCCGCCGAGCAAUUCCUCACCGUUGGUCAGGGAGUAUUCGCUGAAUAUUACCGAGGAUAUGCUAAUUCUCUCAUUUGUGCCUCUGGGAAACAGCACAUCUUUCAUCAAUGCUAUUGAAGUAAUAUCUGUUCCUGAUGACCUGAUACAGGAUUCAGCGCAAACUGUGAAUCCCUCCGGCCAGUAUCUCGGCCUUGCAACACAGUCAUUUCAGACAUUCUACAGGAUUAAUGUGGGUGGACGGGAGGUGACCGUUGUCAAUGACACACUCUCGCGUUCAUGGGAUACUGACCAGAACUUCUUCAUAAAUUCCACUACCACUGAACUGUUUGCUUACCAAGGGAGGCUGAAUUAUCAGAAAGGAGCUGCAACCAAGGAGGAUGCACCGGACAGUGUGUACAACACUGCAAGGCGGUUGGCUGUGCAAAAUAGAACCAGCCCAGCGUCCAACAUGACAUGGCAAUUUGAUGUUGACGGUCGUUCGAGCUAUCUGAUCCGGUUCCAUUUUUGUGACAUAGUGAGCAAGGCAGCAUAUUCCCUCUACUUUGAUAUUUAUGUGGAUGGCGGGUUAGCGUUAGAAAAUCUUGACCUCUCUGAAAAAGUUUUUGGUACCUUGGCUGUGCCAUACUACACGGAAUUUGUCUUGAAGUCAAGCAAUCCUUCUGGUAAGCUAAGUGUCGGCAUUGGGCCUUCCAGCUUGAACAAUGUGGCACUAGAUGGCAUCUUGAACGGCCUGGAGAUCAUGAAGAUGAACAUCAGUACUGGCACUAUUUAUGUUGUGUGGCCACCAGCAACGCCAAAAAGGAAACUGGCUAUCAUAUUGGGCCCUGUUCUCGGAGGUGUUGGUGCUGUUAGCAUUGCUAUUAUUCUCUGCUUUGUCCUCAGAAGAAAGAAGAAGGAGAAGAAGCCGCGGCGGGCACCGACAAGUCGACCUUCAAGUUCUUGGUCACCACUUACCCUCAAUGGCCUUAGCUUCCUUAGCAUAGGUACCCGAACAACCAGCCGGACCACUCAUACAUCUGGGACAAACAGUGAUGUAAGCUACCGAAUACCUUUUGCUUUGCUGCAAGUGGCAACAAAACACUUCGACGAGCAGAUGGUUGUCGGAGUUGGGGGGUUUGGGAAGGUAUACAAAGCAGUUCUGCAGGACAGCACCAAAGUCGCAGUCAAGCGGGGCAACCAGAAGUCCCACCAAGGGCUCAAAGAAUUCCGGACAGAGAUCGAGUUGCUGUCGGGGCUGCGACACCGUCACCUCGUGUCGCUCAUCGGAUAUUGCGAUGAGCAGAACGAGAUGAUCUUGGUGUAUGAGUACAUGGAGAAAGGUACGCUGAAGAGUCACCUGUAUGGCAGUGACAUGCCUCCCCUCAGCUGGAAGAAAAGAGUGGAAAUCUGCAUAGGGGCUGCAAGGGGGCUCCACUACCUGCACACAGGUUUUGCAAAGUCGAUCAUCCAUCGUGAUGUCAAGUCGGCAAACAUUCUCCUCGACGAAAAUCUCAUGGCCAAGGUUUCUGAUUUCGGUCUCUCGAAGACGGGACCUGAGUUGGAUCAGACACAUGUUAGCACUGCGGUGAAAGGGAGCUUCGGGUAUCUUGACCCUGAGUACUACCGGAGGCAGAAGCUGACCGACAAGUCGGAUGUGUACUCAUUCGGCGUGGUCUUGCUGGAGGUGAUCUGCGCGAGGCCAGUCAUCGACCCGACGCUUCCAAGAGACAUGAUCAACCUUGCAGAAUGGGCAAUCAAGUGGCAGAAGAGGGGAGAGCUUGGUCAGAUCGUCGAUCAACGGAUCGCUGGGACAAUCAGGCCAGAGUCAUUGAGGAAGUACGGUGAGACGGUCGAGAAGUGUCUUGCGGAUUACGGCGUCGACCGCCCUACCAUGGGUGAUGUCCUGUGGAAUCUGGAGUUUGUGCUCCAGCUGCAGGAGGCCGGCCCGGACAUCUCCAAUGUGGACAGCAUGAAUCAGAUCUCUGAACUUCCUUCAGGCGCCAGAAGGAUGGGCUCUCUGGAGAUCGGUACCGCAGACGAAGCAGACGAAGGCCGCACGAACAUGGAUUACUCUCAGAUGUCGACCAACGAUGCCUUCUCGCAGCUGAUGAACACUGAAGGGAGGUGAACUGGACUGCAUUGUUUCUGUGUCACUAAGGAAGUUGGUAAAAACAUGUUGACCUGGGGAAAAGAGAUGUCUGUUGCUUGUCCAUACCAUGUAUUGUUGUUUCCGACAAGCCCUUAAUUGCAUUCAUGUUCUGAUA
Messenger RNA from Aegilops tauschii subsp. strangulata, 3428 nucleotides. RefSeq names its product receptor-like protein kinase HERK 1. Gene Ontology annotation, molecular function: protein kinase activity; ATP binding. Lineage: Eukaryota; Viridiplantae; Streptophyta; Magnoliopsida; Poales; Poaceae. Gene Ontology annotation, biological process: protein phosphorylation. The record is from RefSeq and is a predicted model, not a curated record.